This is a messenger RNA of Archocentrus centrarchus (flier cichlid), 1498 nucleotides long. Its product is annotated as pannexin-1-like. The annotation marks the transcript as partial. The transcript is spliced from 7 exons. Gene Ontology annotation, cellular component: plasma membrane. Gene Ontology annotation, biological process: positive regulation of interleukin-1 production; cell-cell signaling; monoatomic cation transport. The record is from RefSeq and is a predicted model, not a curated record. Gene Ontology annotation, molecular function: wide pore channel activity. Lineage: Eukaryota; Metazoa; Chordata; Actinopteri; Cichliformes; Cichlidae.
CGGUCUACCCUGAAGUUACAAACUCUCGAGCUGCACUUGAAUGCAGCAUGGAGCUGGAAAGUUCCGAGCUGCCCGUGAAGGUAUCUUGUGUAAGACGGGCGGAAGGAGUUUUGCGCCUUACAGGAAAAGGAUUGAUUUCGAAAGUUGUUUUGUCUCAUCUGUUGAGUCGCUCCCGGGUUACAUCGUUCAGCUGCUGCUCUGGAAACCACCUGGAAACCCUCCGUGCUGCAGACAGAGCCGCUGAGCCGCAGCCAUGACGCUUUAAUACGCCUUAAACAGGCCCGCAGGUGAGCGCAGAGCGGAGACAUGGCCAUCGCCCACGUGGCCACAGAGUACGUGUUCAGCGAUUUUCUGCUGAAGGAUCCGAACCAGGCUCGAUACCGCAGCGUCCGAACGGAGCUCGCCGUGGACAAGAUCGUGACCUGCGUGGCCGUGGGCCUUCCCCUCCUCUUCAUCUCUCUGGCCUUCGCUCAGGAGGUCUCAGUAGGUACUCAGAUCAGCUGCUUUGCUCCCACUAACUUCUCAUGGAGGCAGGCGGCUUAUGUGGACUCCUUCUGCUGGGCCGUCGUGCACACGCACACUCUGCCUAUGUGGCUGCACAAGUUCUUUCCCUACAUCCUGCUGCUGGUGGCCGUGCUGAUGUACACCCCGGCGUUGCUGUGGAGAUUUUCCGCUGCGCCGCUCCUGCAGUCUGACCUCGGCUUCAUCAUGGAGGAGCUGGACCGCUGUUACAACCGUGCCGUCACUCUGGCCAAACGGAUGGCGACCGCAGGGCAGCUGACCGCCGACAGUGACCCCACAGACGGCUGCUUCAAUUACCCAAUAGUGGAGAAGUUCCUGAUGACCAAGCGCUGCUCACGGAAGCUGCUGUUGUGCUACCUGUUCUGCCGCUUCCUGACUCUGCUCACCCUGCUGUGCGCCUGCCUCUACCUGGGUUACUACCUCCGCCUGGCGUCCACCACGGACGAGUUCGGCUGCACGCUGCGCGUCGGCCUGCUCAAAUUUGACCCCGGUGUCCCCGACAAGGUGCAGUGUAAGCUCACCGCCGUGGGAGUCUUCUACUUGCUGAGCCUGGUGAACUUGAUCGUCUUCGCUGCACUGAUUCCAGUUGUGAUCUACGCCACCCUGCGUCCCCUCUUCUGGUCCGGAUGCACCCACUUCCUGGAAACCUACGAAUCGCUGCCCACUGUGAGCGUCCUGCCCAAACCCGGCAGCCAGUGUGACGAUCUCUCGCUCUACCUGCUCUUACUGGAGGAGAACAUCAGUGAACUGAAAUCCUACAAAUACAUGAAGGUGUUGGAGAUGUUGAGGAGACGAGGAGACAGCUUCGACCCCAUGGGCCUGCUGCAGAAUCUCUGCCCGGUGAAGAUGGACAGCGUGGACGGGAAAAAUCCGCCCGCCGCUGCGGCGAAAUGUGACGCCGAAGCACCCGAGGACGGCUGCGAGCGUCCAGACCCAUCCAAAGAAAACAGCACCAAGAUGGAGACGGAGAUGAAAG